Drosophila biarmipes is the source of this 4127-nucleotide messenger RNA. Its product is annotated as UNC93-like protein. Lineage: Eukaryota; Metazoa; Arthropoda; Insecta; Diptera; Drosophilidae. Gene Ontology annotation, molecular function: potassium channel regulator activity. Gene Ontology annotation, cellular component: striated muscle dense body; plasma membrane. The coding region runs from base 481 to 2706 and encodes 741 amino acids. Gene Ontology annotation, biological process: regulation of potassium ion transport; regulation of muscle contraction. The transcript is spliced from 5 exons. The record is from RefSeq and is a predicted model, not a curated record.
GCAGCGGACUCAGACUCGCCUGCCCGUAAUCCCUGCCAGCUUUUCAGUGUGUUUCUGGAGCAGUUUGCGUGCGGCGGUGUUUUUUGUGCAGUGUUGAGUGGCUAAAGUGCAGGCUUGUUUAGAGCUUUACAAACAGUUUUUCGACCCGAUUUAAAGUGCAUAUAAGUUCUACAAAAAAAACUUGAAAGCAUCCCACACUGGGCCGAAACUUUAUUUGCACUGCAAGCGGAGCAACGUGCAUGCAUAUUUAUAAACGGAUUGGGGGGGCGUGGCAGGUCGGCGGCGGCGGCGGACAAUGAACCAGCCCACGCAGCGAGGACAAUAGUUUUCAGACUGGAUUGGCAGGGGAUGUCAGCGGAGGAGCGGCAUGAGUUCGCCUUCUUGGAGCUAUGCCAGUUCUGGAACCGGAGCGGCCCUAGAAUCCACAUCCACAUAACUGCACGGCGAUAAGUAACGAUAAGAAGGCAACAAUAGCCGGAAAUGGGCAGUCUGCCGAAUCUUCACGAGCUGGAGGAGGCGGAGCGCAAGCGGGAGAAGCGGCGGGAGUACGAGCUGCUGCUGGAGCAGCGCGCCCGGGACACCAGUCGGGAGCGGGAGCGACUCUCCGCCUUCGCUCAGCAGCGCAAGCAAUCAUCGUAUAAUGCUCACGUAAUGGCUGGUCUGGGCAUUGGCGGAGGAGGAUCCUCGAGCCUCAAUGCAGCCGGAGGAGCAGCCACCGGAAACGGAGAACUGCCCAGUGGCAAUGGCACGAAUGCCGGCAAAUCGCAGAACCAGUCCAUCCAGGGAGCUGCAUCUGGGUUGGCCACCAGUUCGGGUGCCCCGGUGGCCACCAGUGGCUUUGCCCUGCUCGGCAUGGGCAAAAAGUAUGCCCCACACUCGCACCACCAUCAGCAUCAGCACCACCAGCACCAUCAGCACCGCCAUUCUCUGACCACCAGGCACCGAGUGCUCCGGACCCGCAGCUCUGGAGGAGCCCAGAACGUCUGGGACGAGCAGAUGAUGGAGCAGCAUCUGGCCACAUAUUCGCCGUCGCCUAUUUCGACCAGGUCGCAUCGCAUAAAUCCGGUGUCUUCGUACCAGGUGCAGGCUGCCCUGGCGGCCUCGCGUCGUCGGGAGUCGAUAAACAGCUCCAUUGGGGCCACCUCCAUCCGGCGGCUGAUAACGCUGAACAACCGGAAUUGCCGGCACAAGGUGCCUGCCCACGUGCGGCAGAAGGUGUGGCGCCAGUUCAGCUGCUUGAGCCUGGCCCACGGACUGAUGAACUGCGUCCUGCUGCCGGUGAUGGCGCUGCAAGGCUCCAAUGCGGUGUGGCACCACCGGGAGCAGUGGCUGCCCCUUGGCCCCGAGAUUGGAUCCCUCCUGCUCAGUGCUCUGUUCCUGGUGGCCGCUGGGAUGAGCCUGCCCAGUGUUCGACUGAUGAAACGCUAUGGCUAUGGCCCGCUCCUGGUGGCCAACUACAUGGCGGUUGUUCUGUUUCUCCUCUCGCAUCUGUACGCCUCCAUAUACACCCUUCUGCCAGCCUAUUUGCUGCUCGGCGUGACCAUGAGUGGAUCUGCAGCCUCCAAAGCGUCCCUGAUCGUCCACUUUGGCGGAAAGCUGAGCUGCUCCUGUGACUCCCAGCAGUCGCAGGCAGCUGUGGACGUGCUGCACGAGGAGCACAAGAUGUUGUGCAAUCGGGAUCAGAAGGUGAGACGUCUGGCCAGGUGGUUCAGGGUGUCCCAGGACCUGGGACUCAUCGGAGGGGCCCUGCUGGCCUCCAUUCUGCUGGCCUGCAGCGAUGGCGACUUCACUGGCGAUUGCUCGGGACUCGUUUACUACGGCAACGAGAGCUGGCCACCGCAGCUGAGGGACUUCUACAAUAGGAACGAGCAUGGCGACAGGAUCUGUGGCGCCGACAUGUGUCCCCUGAGGGUGCAAUCCCUGCUGGCAGGGGGUUGGGCCAAUGGCAGCUCCAUACCCAGCUCCAUCUAUGCCGGCUUCAUCGAGAGUGAGCCCCGGGUGGCCGGACAAUCGCUGCUCUGGCUGUAUGUCCUCUUCGCGCUGAUAUCCCUGGUCCUCUCCCUUGUGAUGAUACUGGACAAGGUCCAGGCCACGGGAUCAUCGCGACCGGAACGACUGAGGGAUGUGAGCAUCACGGAUACCCUGCUGUUCGCCGGUCCCUUAGCCUACUUUGUGGGCACGGAACAGGCCUACAUGCUGGGCGACUUCCUGAGGGCUUUCGUCACCUGCUCCCUGGGCAUCGGCAUGAUUGCCGGCGCCCUGAUCGGCAUGGGUCUGAUGCAGCUCAUCGUCUCCUGCACCCUGAGCAUGCUGCUGAGGCACGUCAAGAGGAUCGUAGUGAUUUUGGCCGGCUUCUUCUUUCACUCCUGCCUGCUGCUGGCCCUGUCCAGUUGGAAGCCUUCCAGCGACGACAGUGCGCUGUUCUACGUUAUUGCCGCCUCGUGGGGCGCCUGCAACGGGAUGUGGGAGACCCUGCUGCUCUCGCUGGUCACCCUCAACCACGCCAGCCAUGUGACGGAGGUGCAGGCGCCCCUUCUGGCCCUGCGAUUCCUGGGCCUGGGUCUGACCUUCGCCGGACACGGCUUCCUCUGCGAAUCGAUGAAGAUCAUUGCCCUGGUGGUGCUGCUGGUGAUCAGUGUGCCGCCAUACGCCACCCUGGAGAUCCGCCUGGAGGCGCAGCGCAAGGCGACGCUCGUCAGCUUAUGACGCAGCAUCUUCAGCUAGUCCCGACGGAUGCGACGGGAUGUGGUGGCCCGGACGCACACCAUGUGACAUGUUCCGGACACGGACACGGAUGCGGAGGCGGACACACAGCCGCAACCGGAUCUCCUGCAAUCGCAACCCGUCAGUAUUGAACGAGAGCCACAAGUCAAGCGACGCCAGCUGCACUUGGAGCUCUGCGGGCAGAAGUCGAGGCAUACGGAUAGGGAUACGGUGUAGGCCGGGCGAUCAGCAUUCGGCAUCUUUAGAGAUCCGGGAGCGUCAACGGAUACAUCCCAUCGGUUCUUGACCUCUGCCCGCCGGCCCGGGUAUAAGACUAGUUCAUAAGAUUGCUCUAAGCCCAGUCACAGAGGGGCCUCCCUCGAUGUGGGUGCGUUCUCAAUUCGUAGCAUUUGCCAGUGCCAGUAAUGUUGUUCCAUGUCUAUAACUAUCUAUCAAAUAGAAAGCAACCAGGAGAGGGGAAAGGAGCUUUAUCAGCCACAAUAAGCAUGUAAUGUAGCCCGUAGGACGUUGUGUGUGUACGCCUAUGUAAAUCCGAUCUGAGACGAUACGAUACCACUGCUGUGUCCACAUGUGUGCUUGCCCCAAGAGUUGUGUGCCCCCAGUGUAUCGGAGUGUAUUCAUGGAGCCACCACCUAGAUCGAAACUCCAGUUUGCAGCUCCCAAACCGAACCGAACCGAUCCGAUCCGGUCCAGAAUCAAUGUGUUACUUAUGUGUUGUGUCGGUGUUAUGUGCGUUACGUAGGUUUCGAGACCCUCCACUUUAACUACCCAUGGGCAGACGGCUCCCCUGUCCCCCGAUUCGGAGAGAGCCAGCUGCUAGCUGUUAUGAUAACCAGGUGAAAUCCUAAGGUCUAGGUCCAAAAACAACAAUGUUAACAUUUUGAGAAUUUUGAGAGUAACCAUUUUGCGGCCGUUCGAGAUUUCGUACAUCGGGCUAAGUAUUGCAUGCUAGCCAUAUACUAUACAUAUAUACACAUAGGCAUAGUAUGUAUUUUUUCCCAGCGCCGGUUCCAUCUGAAUAUCGAGUAGAGCAAGUCGCAAACGAGUCAAGCCGCGGAGAGAGAUGGGAUCGAGUUCUACGUGUGCUGGAUGUGUAUUGUAUAUUGUAGGUGUCCAUCUCCAGAUCAAAUAAACAAUCCAAAGCAAGUGUAUCGCUGGUUCGUAUUGGGCUCUAAUGGGCAAUUAAAUACGCUCGGGUCUUAGCUUGAUUACAGACACGGCGUCUGGCAAAGCUUUUACAGCGGAGCACAGUGGGGCGAACAAGCCAAAAAAAUGCCUAAAAUCGUAGGAGCGCUAGGGGCAAUAAAAGGUUCAAGAAAAACCCAUUAAGUACAAUUUUUAGUGAAGUUUCUUUUUUUAAUUUAAAAAAAAGAUUUACUUCAAGUAAUAUUAAAAUAUAAAUA